This is a messenger RNA of Fusarium poae, 1020 nucleotides long. RefSeq lists its product as uncharacterized. Gene Ontology annotation, biological process: regulation of endocytosis. Gene Ontology annotation, molecular function: GTPase activity; GTP binding. The coding region runs from base 1 to 1020 and encodes 339 amino acids. The transcript is spliced from 4 exons. The record is from RefSeq and is a predicted model, not a curated record. Gene Ontology annotation, cellular component: endosome. NCBI's taxonomy places the organism in Eukaryota, Fungi, Ascomycota, Sordariomycetes, Hypocreales, Nectriaceae.
AUGACCAGGCCUCGUCGGCACUCCGGUGCGAGCGAGGAGAGCUCAGGUACGGCUCGCGAGCAGGAGCUAGGGAGCAUGUAUGAUUACCUGGCCAAGAUCAUAUUGCUUGGCCCCAGCGGGACAGGAAAGUCAUGCCUACUGCAUCGCUUUGUCAAGAAUGAAUGGCGAGUCCUGUCGUCGCAAACUAUCGGCGUUGAGUUUGCCACCAAAAUCAUCAAAGUUGGUUCCGGGUCGAGGCGGAAACGGAUAAAGCUUCAGCUUUGGGACACGGCUGGGACAGAACGGUUCCGAUCAGUCUCCCGUUCCUACUAUCGAGGCGCCGCGGGCGCUAUCCUCGUCUACGACCUUACCUCACACGCCUCCUUCCGAAACCUACAACCUUUCCUUAAUGACGCCCGAGCACUUGCAUCCCCGAACCUUAGCCUUAUGCUUGUAGGCAACAAACUUGACCUUACAGACACACUCGUCGACACAAGUCUUCCGCCCCCGACACCAAACAGCGUCACUUCAAACUCAACUCUGACAUCUGGUAUGCUGGGCGGCGGCGGCAGCUCUUACACAAGUACAGCCACAACCAGAGAUCGAGGAGCAUCCAUAAGCGCUGGCAAUCAGCUAAGAGCGACUGUUGCGCCAGAGGGUAGAGAAGUCACAAGAGCCGAAUCCAGUCGAUGGGCUAGCACAGCAGGAAUAUCAGUAGUCACUGAGGCGAGCGCAUUCAACGGCGAGGGUGUCGACGAGAUAUUCGAAAGGCUAGCAAGGAUAAUUCUUACAAAGAUUGAACUCGGCGAAAUAGACCCGGAUGAUCCAGCAAGCGGGAUUCAGUACGGUGACAGCGGUGGGUGGAACACAGCUAGUGAUGGGGGCAGUAUUAAGAGUUCCAUGACGGGUGCCACCGCGGACGACGUUCAUAACGGACUCAGGAGAAGGCGGAAGAAGAACAGAACACAGAACUGGGGACUUCGAGAAUGGGAAGAAGUGUUUACGCUGAGCAGUAGAAGGAGAGGAGGUGGCUGCUGUUAA